UUUCACAGGGAGUCACUCAAGAAGCACUUUAAAGGUCUGGGUUUGCACACACGCACCAGUAGUCAGAGCAAGAACUGUUUUUCUCACAAGAUGCCAUAUUUGUGGAUUUUACUCUUUUUCAUGACUGUACCUUGGAUGUUUUGUGGAACAGAAAGAAAUUAUAAUCUCGUGCAUAGAAACAGAGGAAUUUUGAAAAUAAUAGAUCAUGAACAACUAGCCUCAGAGAAUAAAGUUUUCAUGGAAGUCAAGAGAGGAAAGAAAAAGAUCAUUCCUACCCCAGACUACGAUAGUCUAGGCGAUGCAGAUGACAAAAAUCUUGGAGCAGACAAUAAAGAUGAUAAGGAACUUACUUGCUUGAUGUGUGUGUGUCUUACUGGAUCCGUGUACUGUGAGGAGAUUUCCCCUGAAAUGACAACAGUUCCACCUUUGCCAAAGGAAACUUCUUUCCUCUAUGCACGCUUCAACAAAAUCAAGAAAAUAGCCAGCAAAGACUUUGGUGAUAUUGCCACGCUGAGAAGAAUUGACCUGACUGGCAACCUGAUCUCUGAAAUAGAGGAUGGAGCCUUUUCAAAACUAAGUCAGCUUGAGGAACUUACACUUGCUGAGAACAAGCUGGUCAAACUGCCAAUUUUGCCAGCAAAACUUGUGUCUCUCAAUGUCAAUCACAACCUUCUUAAAACAAAGGGAGUAAAAGCAAACAUUUUCAAGAAACUCAGCAAGCUGGCAUACCUCUACCUUGGAGAUAAUGAACUGGAGGCGGUCCCACCCCUGCCUGAAAGUCUGCGUGUAGUUCAUCUACAUAAUAACAAUAUAACAACAUUCACAGAUGAAACUUUCUGCAAGGGAAACAAAACACACAUUAGGUACAACAUGCAGGAGGUUCGGCUUGAUGGAAACCCAAUUGUGCUGGCUCAGCAUCCCAACAGCUUCAUCUGUCUGAGAUCUCUACCGAUUGGACACUACAAAUGAUCUUCUGAGAUGUUCCUUCAGUCAUUGUCCAACUGGCAACCACUGUUAUGAUGUUAAAGAGUCAUAUCAAUGCUUUGCAGCACAUUUUCAGAGCUUUCUUGCAGCUAAAUACAAAAUGUUGAUUUAUUUUGAAUGAAUAAAGCAUUUAGACAGUGUUUAAGAUCACUUAGAUAAUAUGUAAGAGACAUAGGCAACUGGUUACUUUACAGUUGAAUGAUUUUUUUUUUGUUUCAUUAAAUGUAUUACUUCAAUUAAAGAUGCAGAAAAAUACUGCAGUAAAACUAAUGCAGAAAAUGUCUAUAAAUAUGGAAAAAGACAUUCAAUGCUAGUUUUAUUUAAAUCGUUUGUUGGGAAAUAAAUCAAUCUUGGCCCAACAGACUUUACCUACAUACUUUCUGAUUUAAGAUUAAUAGAUUUAAAUUCCAAACAUGAAUUUAUUUGAGUACAUUAUCUUCACAAAUUCAUGCACAAAUGGCAUAAGUUAUGCAUUAUUACUGACCUUUACCAACAUUUUAGAAGAAUGUAUUAUUAGUUACAGAACAAACAAACAAUUUUAUUGUCAAUCUCAUUUAGAAAAUACAAAAGCUGGCAUCUUCUUUAUGGAAAAAUUUACUGUCAAUAUUUUGUUACAGGAAUAGAUCUACUUAGUCUGGUCCUAUUAUGAUGCAGUCCAUUUCAGAAAUGCCUUGCAAUUGAGGUUUCAUUUUUCAGUAUCACUGUUUUGCAGAAAUACAAGUGUGUUUGUAUAACAACAUUAAUAUUUGAAUAAAUAUCAAUGUUAAUUAUAAUUUGACCACAACAGCAGUUCCAAAAUGGGUAUUUGUCUCCGUAUCGAUCAUGUGCUAUAUUCAGUGUUUUCUGAUGAAGUCCCAUGAUUUUCGUUUGUCUUCAGACUCAGUGAGGACAAUCAAGCCCUUGUCAAUUUUCUGUUAAUAUUCCCUCUCUGAUUGCUUUCUUCUGUAGACAUCAUCUGUGGAGGCACGCAACAAUAACUAUUUAUUCAUAACAAAACCAAUACUGAGUUCUACACAGGUUCGCUUUAGAAAAGUGAUGUAAUAUAUUUAUAUUUUUGUUUCAGAUUUUAAUGAGUAAAUCAACAUUCAUUGUUUGGAUAAACACAAAUGUACCACCUGUACAGCUAAUAUGUGACCAAAUAAGUGUCAUCAAUUAAAGCCAGUGUUAGAGUCCAAAACAGGAUCAUAAAGUUUAUCUUAUGCAAUCUUUCUAUGGAAUGCAUCAAAUAUUAACAUAGAAACCUGGAAUUGGGCCUGGGUAGAUCAACGAGUAUUGACGCUGACUGUGUAUUUGAAUGCUUGUUUCUUUUCGUGUGCAUAUACAGGUUUGCUUGUGUGUUGCGUCAUGCAUGAUAUGUGUGCAUGUACAGUAUGUCUGUUUGUGUGUGUUUACAGUGAGUGGAUUAUUUCUACCUCCCUGCUUGUGCUCGGACAAAUUGAGUAUCCUUUAUCCCUUGCAAAUCUGUAACCCUAUUGCAUUGUGUCUGUGUUUAAUUGUGUACAGUACAUAAAGAACA
Messenger RNA from Xyrauchen texanus (razorback sucker), 2500 nucleotides. Its product is annotated as mimecan-like. The transcript is spliced from 6 exons. The record is from RefSeq and is a predicted model, not a curated record. NCBI's taxonomy places the organism in Eukaryota, Metazoa, Chordata, Actinopteri, Cypriniformes, Catostomidae. The coding region runs from base 91 to 969 and encodes 292 amino acids. Gene Ontology annotation, molecular function: protein binding.